Molecule: messenger RNA, 4566 nt
Organism: Pteropus alecto (black flying fox)
Lineage: Eukaryota; Metazoa; Chordata; Mammalia; Chiroptera; Pteropodidae
Product: cytochrome P450 26B1
Exons: 6
Coding region: 4-1542 (512 amino acids)
Biological process (GO): sterol metabolic process
Molecular function (GO): monooxygenase activity; oxidoreductase activity, acting on paired donors, with incorporation or reduction of molecular oxygen; iron ion binding
Source: RefSeq, a predicted model, not a curated record
AACAUGCUCUUUGAGGGCUUGGAGCUGGUGUCGGCGCUGGCCACCCUCGCCGCGUGCCUGGUGUCGGUGACGCUGCUGCUGGCCGUGUCGCAGCAGCUGUGGCAGCUGCGCUGGGCUGCCACCCGUGACAAGAGCUGCAAGCUGCCCAUCCCCAAGGGCUCCAUGGGCUUCCCGCUCAUCGGAGAGACCGGCCACUGGCUGCUACAGGGUUCGGGUUUCCAGUCGUCGCGGAGGGAGAAGUACGGGAACGUGUUCAAGACGCACUUGCUGGGGCGGCCGCUGAUCCGCGUGACGGGCGCGGAGAACGUGCGCAAGAUCCUCAUGGGCGAGCAUCACCUGGUGAGCACCGAGUGGCCGCGCAGCACCCGCAUGCUGCUUGGCCCGAACACGGUGGCCAACUCCAUCGGCGACAUCCACCGCAACAAGCGCAAGGUUUUCUCCAAGAUCUUUAGCCAUGAGGCUCUGGAGAGCUACCUGCCCAAGAUCCAACUGGUGAUCCAGGACACACUGCGCGCCUGGAGCAGCCGCCCCGAGGCCAUCAAUGUGUACCAGGAGGCCCAGAAGCUCACCUUCCGCAUGGCCAUCCGUGUGCUCCUGGGCUUCAGCAUCCCCGAAGAGGACCUUGGGCACCUCUUUGAGGUCUACCAGCAGUUUGUGGAGAACGUCUUUUCCCUGCCUGUCGACUUGCCCUUUAGUGGCUACCGGCGGGGCAUUCAGGCACGACAGAUCCUGCAGAAGGGCUUGGAAAAGGCGAUCCGGGAGAAGCUGCAGUGCACGCAGGGCAAGGACUACUCGGACGCACUGGACAUCCUCAUCGAGAGCAGCAAGGAGCAUGGGAAGGAGAUGACCAUGCAGGAGCUGAAGGACGGCACCCUGGAGCUGAUCUUUGCAGCCUAUGCCACCACUGCCAGUGCCAGCACGUCACUUAUCAUGCAGCUGCUGAAGCACCCGGCCGUGCUGGAGAAGCUUCGGGAGGAGCUGCGGACGCAGGGCAUCCUGCACAGUGGCGGCUGCCCCUGCGAGGGCACGCUGCGCCUCGACGUGCUCAGCGGACUGCACUACCUGGACUGCGUCAUCAAGGAGGUCAUGCGCCUUUUCACGCCCAUUUCCGGUGGCUACCGCACCGUGCUGCAGACCUUCGAGCUUGACGGUUUUCAGAUCCCCAAAGGAUGGAGUGUCAUGUACAGCAUCCGGGAUACCCACGACACGGCGCCCGUGUUCAAAGACGUGAACGUAUUUGACCCUGACCGCUUCGGUCAGGCUCGGAGUGAAGACAAGGAUGGCCGUUUCCAUUACCUCCCUUUCGGCGGCGGUGUCCGGACCUGCCUGGGCAAGCACCUGGCCAAGCUGUUCCUGAAGGUGCUGGCGGUGGAGCUGGCCAGCACAAGCCGCUUUGAGCUGGCCACUCGGACCUUCCCCCGCAUCACCUUGGUCCCUGUCCUGCACCCCGUGGACGGCCUCAGUGUCAAGUUCUUUGGCCUGGACUCCAACCAGAACAAGAUCCUGCCAGAGACGGAGGCCAUGCUGAGUGCCACAGUCUAAAGGAGCCUGGCCCACACCCCCGCCUCAGCCCAGCCAGGCCAUGGGCGGGAGGCGAUGGAAGGGUAGAAACCUGUGUGUGGGAGGGGCUGGAACCCGGGGAAGGGGGAAUGGCCCCCCUACUUCUCCCUCCCCUGGACCCCCUCCCUGGCAAACCCUACCCAAAAGGGCUCCAUCCUCUUGGAGGAUGGGCCCCUGGCUCCUGCUUCCCCCAGUCUCUCUCCAGCUCCCAUCAGCUUGGCUCCCGGGCUGGCAUGCCCAGGGGCUCCGCAUGCCCGUUACAGUGUUACGUGUCAGGCGGCUCAUGCUGCAGCGUUUGCUUGUGAUGUUCCCAGCUGGCCCCUCUCCUCCCAUUUCAUUUGGACCCUUUUAGUUUGAGGUCAAGUGGUUGACUUGGGAUGGGAGUAAGAGAAAGAGGUGGCCUCUUCAGCACCCCUCCCCCUCCUGCCUCUACUCAGACUGGGGCAUGUGCCCCUCUGGGUGUGCGCUGAGGGAUGGCGUCCUGGCAUAGAACUCCAGUCGCCCUUGGUACAGGCGGAGGCUGCAGCCAGCCUAGAGGGGUCCCACCUCUUUGCCAGUUUGAACAUUUGAAAUUACCUAUUGCUGCUACUUUUUCUCUCCUCUGACCUUGGGGCAAAGGAGCCCCAGGCUCUGUCCUCCCAGCAUCCUCCCUGGUGGCCCUGGGCAUGCACACAGCACUGACAUUCUCACCUUCCCACAAUGAGGCCUUGAGCCCACCCUACUCCCCUGUACACACACACCCAAGGCCUUUGGCUCAUAUUUAUUCACUGACAUAACCAAAUCUUGGCAUUACUGGGGACUGGAAAAAGCAUCUCCUCUGUCCCCUAACCUCCGUCCCGGCUGCUCCGGGGAAGGACUUCUGCAAAUGACUCCUUAGUUGCGGAUUGAGCAGCUCCCCCACGCUCCAGACCUUCUGUGGGUUCAAUUUCAGAGCUGGACUCUCGGGGUGAAAUCCAGCAUCUUUGCCUUUGUCUCCUGGUGGAGACAAGAAAAUGGCCCACUGCCUCCCGCCCUGCUCUGGCAAAAAUGUGGGGAUUUAGAAGCUGCCACCAUCUCCUGCACGGUCACUGUUCUCCCUGAUGCCCCCCACUCGGCUAGUGAGUAUGGGGAAGGAUACGGGUUCUUUCUUCUGAUGGGGAACAAGGGCCUCUGUUGUCCCUUCCUUAACCCUCACCCUUUGCCCUUGGAAAAGUGUCUAGGAAGUCCCUUCCCACCUCUAUGCCACUGUCCGCUUAGCCCAGCUCAGGGGUGUGGGGACUAGUCGAAAGCAAGGGGAGGUGUGUGCAGAAGGUAGCCCUUCCUCGAGCUGACCCAGGCCUCUGCCCUGUCUGGAGGCAGCUGCGGGGUGGGGGUGGGGUGCUGCUGCAGCUGCAGCAAGGAGGCUGGUAUGUGCGAUUUGUAGGAAGCGAUUUGCUUGAAAACUGGCCAGUCAGGGGGAAAAGGAGUAGCUUCUGCUACCAGCAUUUUGAGUGUUGACAAUUUGGGAUGCCUCCCAGGGCCGGUUUGGGGCCUUUGAAGAGUCUUCAGUGAUUUUGUCUGUUUUCAGAUUUGUCUUUGCUUUCCGUGUUUCUCUUUGGGCUUUCGAUGUUCUAAAAGAGGUGAAUCCUCUUUGCAAGAAAAUCAAAAACACACAGAAGGUGCAGGACGUUGAUCCCCCUAAUUGCCUCUCCCAAGCAGUGACCACUAUGACUGCUCAGUGGCCCCCUCUGAUGGUGCUGAGUGGGCAGAUGACACCCCAACUCUCUCCCCCACUCACAUUGACCUGCGGUAGGCUCUACAGGAAGGAACGGGCUUACCACACCCCACGACUGUCCUGUUACCCCCUGUUCUCAAGUUUCAUUUGGUUUUUACUUUUUCACUAUGAAAAAUCAGUGCAGAACAAAACUUAUUGGCAAAAAUUGACAUUUUAGAAAACUUAAUAAAAUCUCUCAAUCUCUUCACAUUCUGAAAAACAGGCAAAAAUGUGUAAAGACUUGUCAAAGCUUGCAAAAUAGCUGCAUGGUGCACCAGAAUUGGUCACCCACAAAAAAGCCCAGUGUCUGGAAGUUUCACGCGCCUCCAAGCUGACCCGGCCUGCCCCAAACCAAUCGGUCUUGACCGAAUAUCUAGGAAUGCAGUAAGUGCAGCUUCAGACAGGAAGCCCACCGGGCCUGGCCCUGGAGAGGGGUGGGGGGCCGGAGGGCUCUGGAAGGCCUCAGUGGCCUUCUGUUGGGGUGACCAGCCUGGGAGGGGCAGAGAAAAGGCUGAAGGGGGUUCCUGACAGGGCUAAAAGAAAGGUCAUUUGCCCCACUGGGUCUCAAAGGCAACAAGAAGAGAACUGAAGAAAGCUCUUGACUGGCUGACAGGAGGGUCCCAUGUUGAAAGUCAUCCGUCUCCUCUGUAUGUCCAUCCGUGUCUGUGUGUGUGUGUAGGUUUUAUAGACAUAGUGUUAGAUGGGUGAUGUUUCCGCACUUACCAUUCCUAACUAUUGUAACUUGACAUUAAAAAGACAAAACCCCACAAAACUCUUCCUGCCAUGGGCUUGCAGAUUGAAGCACUUUCGAUGUUGGGCGCUGGCGUUUGUGUUCUGGGCUCCAUCUGGACCCUGCCCGGAUCACUAUAAUAUUUUAUACACAAAACUUUUUUUUCAUAAAUGUUAUAAUUUUGUGUCUGUCUUUAUAAACUAUUAUAAGUACUAUUUUGUUAUAAUUCAAAAUAGAUAUUUAGUAUAAAGUUUUCGCUGUUAAAUAUUCGUUAUUUAGUAAAAUAUGAAUUUUUCUCUAUUGUAAACAUGGUUCAAAAUAUUAAUAUGUUUUUAUCACAGUUGUUUUAAUAUUGAAAAAGCACUUGUGUGUUUUGUUUUGAUAUGAAACUGGUGCCGUGUGAGUGUUUUUGCUGUCAUGUGGUCUUAAUCUGUAUAUAAUAUUCCAUGUUGCAUAUUAAAAAAUGGAUGUUGUGCAUUUUGUGAUUUUGAAAGUACUCAAUGUGGCUCUUUUAUAGGCUUCCAUAAUAAACUGUGGGGACUCA